UCCUGACAACCUGCCUCUGCCAGGGCAAGUGUGUCGUCCGCUCUAAGCUACCAGGCCCCACCAGGAGCCCCAGGGCCCAGUAGGGUCCCAUCCUUCAGAGUAGCUGCAUCAGAGUAGCCUAGGAAGCACUGAGAUCCAGUCAAGGAAGCCAUGGAGGGAGCUGGUCAGCGAGAGCAGGAGACCCCCAGCCUCCGUCUGGAAAAGCUACAGCACUGGGCAAGGCACAGGCAGAGUGGGCACCUCUUGGUGCUGGCGGUGAGUCAGCUAUGGUUGGCAAUAGCUGUGGUGCCCUUUGCUGUCUCAGUUGCCUGUCUGAACUCUGCUUGUCACAUGGCUACAGCACUGCCCCUUGGGCCUGGAGCCUCGGGUUUCCUCACUGGAAUUGUCACCCUUGAGCUGCGCAGAGCGCCCCGCCUCUGGAAGGCACGGGAGAUGAUGAUCUUCAACACCUUCAACCUGAUCUUGGGUGUCAUCGUGAUGGUGAUCGAGGUGAUGAAGACAGCCUUGGGGUCUGCCCCAACUGCCCCCUCCCAGCUGGAUGGCUUGCUGGUGCUGGAACUCAGUGCUGAGGCCUUCACCCUAGGGGGAGUGCUCAUCUCAGCAGAUGCCCUAUACCUGCUGAGCCAGAGAAAGCCCGGAUGCUGCAGGAACCAGAGUCUACUCUACCAGGAGCUGCAGGAGGGCCUCUCUGAGUUGGAGGAGGUUCCUGGCUUGGAGAACAGUCCCACGGUGGCUAGCACAGCAGUUGGAACAAAUGAGUGAGCUGGCAAGGAAAGCAGAUGGGAGCUACUCUCCUUCUACCCUGCAAUAGCGUUGUCCAGACUCUCCAGCUCCCCUUCUCGCCGAGCUCAGAAGGUAGAUGGACUCCCGAGAGACCUACAUGAAGCUGGGCGUAGUGCCUUCAAUUUUCCCUCAUAACAGGUCCCUUUCUCUUCCCUUCCCCGCUACGGGUAGUUAUUUCUGGACCAGAGUCCUCCCCCACCUCACCGCCCCGCAAAGUUGCCCAGCCUGCAGGACUUCUUUAAAAUAUCCUUGAGCUAUACUCACUUCCUUGUUUGCAUCCUCACCCUCGUUCCGCACCACCUCCCCGCACGAUUUCACAUCUGCCUCAUCUCACUAUCUUGGGUGCACUUCUCACAAACCCAUCCAACUCCGAUCCCCGGUUCCUGCAUACGUCAACUCUCUGACUUCAACUUCUGGGUGCUUCAGUUCCUCCCCUCGAUCUGGUUCCUUUCUAUUCUAGAGGAGACUACAAGUCCCAGGAUGCCCCGCUAUCCCGUGACCUGCUGGGAAAUAA
This is a messenger RNA of Choloepus didactylus (southern two-toed sloth), 1297 nucleotides long. RefSeq names its product transmembrane protein 253 (gene TMEM253). Bases 151 to 762 code for a protein of 203 amino acids. The record is from RefSeq and is a predicted model, not a curated record. Lineage: Eukaryota; Metazoa; Chordata; Mammalia; Pilosa; Megalonychidae. The transcript has 7 exons.